This is a messenger RNA of Copidosoma floridanum, 1201 nucleotides long. RefSeq names its product acyl-CoA Delta-9 desaturase. Gene Ontology annotation, biological process: unsaturated fatty acid biosynthetic process. Gene Ontology annotation, molecular function: stearoyl-CoA 9-desaturase activity; iron ion binding. The record is from RefSeq and is a predicted model, not a curated record. Gene Ontology annotation, cellular component: endoplasmic reticulum membrane. NCBI's taxonomy places the organism in Eukaryota, Metazoa, Arthropoda, Insecta, Hymenoptera, Encyrtidae.
AAUGCGCAAUGAUAUUUUGUGUUUCCAGUCGAUUUUUCGACGGCGAGCCGUCAACAGUAAAGUCAAUGCUAAAAAGCAAACCUCCUCGGAUCUGUUGAGUUGACCGCUAAAGCUCCCUCGACACGCAAGAGACGGAUCAUGCCUUCGGAGAGGAUCGAGGAGUUCAAAAGGGACAUUCAUUGGCCAACUGUUCUCUGGUACAUACAUCUGCACGCCCUUGGAUUCUAUGGGUUCGUGAUUUUGCUCACAGAGGCGAAAUGGAUGACGGUGUUUUUCGCGCUGUUCACGAUACUGUUCGCGGGCCUCGGCAUCACGAUAGGAGCCCACCGAUUGUGGGCGCACAGGGCCUACGAGGCCUCGGGAUUCCUCAGAUUCCUCCUCAUGAUAGCGCACACGCUAGCUGGUGUGGGAAGCAUCUACGACUGGGUGCUGAACCACAGGACCCACCACCAGUAUUACGGAACGGAGCGGGACCCGUACAACCACAAGCGGGGCUUCUUCUACAGCCACGUGAUCAGCAACUUGCUGUCGAAGCACCCCGAAAAGGAGCGGCUCGACAGGGACAUAGACAUGUGCGACGUUGAUUACGACGGAUACGUCUGGGCCCAGAGAUGGUUCUAUUGGAUCUUGUUCCCGGUCGUGGGUCUGCUGCUGCCGAUCAACGCGCCGGCCGAGUACUGGGACGAGACGAUACCCAACUCCCUGCUGAUACUGGGCUUCUUCAGGCUGUCGGUCACGACCAACAUCUCGUGGCUGGUGAACAGCGCGGCGCUCGUCUGGGGCCUCAAACCCGGAGACAAAUACCCCGUUGACGAGAACAGUAUUUUCCUGAUAAAUAAGUCCUACUGGCCGAACUACCACUACCUUCUGCCGUGGGACUACAAGUGCGGCGAAUUCGGUACGUACGACCGGGGCUGCAGCACCUUCUUCGUCAAGAUGUUGGAGAACCUCGGGCUAAUCGAUGCCCUGAAGACCGCCUCGACCGACUCGAUCCGAGAGGCCCUUUACCAAGUGGCGAGCAAAAAGACCGACAUAGCGGAGGCUCUGGAAUCGGUGAAGGACAUCGCGGAGGAGGAGACCGUCAAGGCGAAACUUCGCUACCGACACUGAUGAUUUCGAUUUUCACUCUGUUCCUUUUUUUACCUCGAUGAUUUACCCUCACACGCAAAAUAAUAAUCACAUGCUUGCGACCUACACGCUA